Oreochromis niloticus (Nile tilapia) is the source of this 3968-nucleotide messenger RNA. RefSeq lists its product as uncharacterized. NCBI's taxonomy places the organism in Eukaryota, Metazoa, Chordata, Actinopteri, Cichliformes, Cichlidae. The record is from RefSeq and is a predicted model, not a curated record. The transcript is spliced from 7 exons. Bases 2169 to 3287 code for a protein of 372 amino acids.
CUAUGACAGAAGGCUCCACAGGUCAUGCAGCUGGAUCCUCUCCUCUACUCUCCUGUGGAAACCAGAACUCACCUUAAACAAUCCUGUUACUGGUACUAUCCAGAUAAAACUGUAUAUCUGUUUUAUCAUGUCUCAUGUCUGCAGCAUGUUUCUAAUUUACACACACACAAAAAACCCCACAAGUCCCUGUUUGUGCCCCUGACAGAUUUAUGUCUAAAGUAAUGGAAACUCUUGGUCCCCUUGGUGCUACAUUUGCUAAAUCUUCUAAAUUUGCUGAAUCAGGACCCUCAGAGUAACUUUUUACCUUUUAAAGUUUAUUUCAAAUCACUGGUUCACUCUUGUGUUUAUCACUUAGGAAAUAAAACCAAGUUAAGUCCCUUUGGACUUAACGUGGAAAUUAUUAAUUAUCCUUUUAUUUCAUUAUGUCUGGAUUAUCAUAAUUCUUUGUUUACUUGUCUAAACUAAUAAUGCUGCUGCGAGGCUUCUGACUAACUACACUCACAUCACACAGUUGCUGACUCAGCUGCUUUACCUUCCCAUUAAAUUCAGAGUCAACGUGAAAGUUCAGAUUUUGAUCUUUUGAGCUCUGCAUAGACGAACACCGGCAUCCAUUACUGAACCUUUACAUCUGGAUGUCCCCAGACCAAGACUUGCUUUUGGUUAACUUUUGUUUUUACGUUUUAGCAUUUUGUUGUUAGGUACUCAAAGGUCCUUGUAAAUAAUGUUUUAUGUACACUCUAAAAAAAUAUUCAUGGUGUUUGUAGGUAGAACUUAACAAAAAAGCAUUUUUCUACUUAAAAAAGUAAGUUGUCUACAUGUACAAGUUUCAGUGAGUUGACUAAUCAAUGUUAAAAGUCAGUGCAACACAGAAAUUAAAAAACACCUCCUUAACUUAAAUGUUUGAGUAUAUUGAACAAAAUACUUUUGUCAUCAAUCAACAACAGAAAAUAUUAAGUUUGUGUAACAUGUAAAAGUGAGUUUGAACAUCCUUCGUGUUUGAACUGCCCAUAACUGGACCAUAACGAAAAAAUAAUCACAACUGCCAUAAAAAAAGAAGAAACAGAAAAAAACAGAGGUUGGCAACACUACCUGGUAAGUUUCUUGUUUUAUAGUCUUUUAUAAAUAUGUACUAGUUAUGGGAAUUUACUGCGUAAGUUUAGUCUGACAAUGGCAGCUACAUGAUGUGAAUUGACACUCUGUGUUAUGCUAGUUGUUACUCUAUAAAAGUAAGAGCGUUUGAAUUUUUUCCUGUAAUUAAUUAAAUCUGUCAAUUAAAUCUGUCACUCUGGUGGUUACUUUGGUUAGCCAUAGGUGUGUAUGAGACCAUGCAUACAGCAGAGGGUAACCCCGUAGCAGAUGUUCGUAUCAUCACAGGCGUAGCAGUUGUCUGAUUUCUUAUCGCUUUGUGGGAGUAGAGGUGGGACUGUGUUCGGAACUGGAAACACAAUCCUCACUCAUUGGAUGACUUCAAGCCUGAGCUGAUACAGAGGUGUGUCAAUCGUUUGAAUACAGGAGAUGAUCCUCUUGAAGAACAUAAUGAAAAUCCAUUGAGUGAAGAUGAAGCAAAUGCAGAGGAUGAAGAAAUUGACAACCUUGGUGCACACUCUCUCGGAGGAUUUGUGGAGAGUUUCUCAAGUGCGUAUGUCUGCAGGUUUUGUCUUGGAGAACGAACCCAAAUCCAAGUACCUCAAUGUCUCAUCCUGCUAAACUUCGGAUCAUACUCAAAGAGCAUAACAUUCGAAAACUGGACUUACCACAUGGAAUCCCUGGAACAGUGGAAGAACUUGAAUCUAUUGUGAAAGAGACUUUUGAGGUUGAUGGGAAGUUUACUUUGCACUAUAAGGAUGCUGACUUUGGAGAAGAAUAUUUUUCUCUGACAUCAACAGGUGAUAUCAAGGACAAGGACACACUUAAGGUGGUUCAGAUUAUUGAACCUCCCACAAUUACUUUGACAUUUAGUGAUGUAGACAGUUCCUUCAAAUCUGCAUCAGAGACCUUGGUCAAUGCUUCAGCAAUUUCAGAGACAUCAGUCUCAGAGACAUCGAGUGUGUUCUGUGGCACCAGUUGCUCAUCUGGGUCUCAGGAUACAGUCAUUCUUUCCUCACCUGAACAUUUGAGUCGGCGUUUACAGCGCUGGCCUACCAAUUUUUCUGUUCCUCGCUUUGCUUAUGACACAGAGCUUUUACUUGCUUCAGGAAAUGAAACUUUCAAAAAGGAUGGAACUAAACUUAACUUUACUCCACUUCUUCCAGACAUCCUUGAGAAACUGGCUGAAACGAUCUUUCAGUAUGUUGCCUGCACAAUUAGCAGAUGUAGCUGAAGCACUUGUUCAACAACACCCUUGCCUUAAAGAACCGGGAUCCUAUAAUGGAUGCUAUGGAUGGCAACAAAGACUGAAAUAUAAAAUGGGCAAUUACAGAAGUAAACUCAGAGGGCUUGGGUGCCCUGAGCUGGAUGUGAACUCUCUCAAAAGAAAGCAAGCACAUGAGAAGACACCUUCAAAGAAUCUCAAAAAGCCAAGAAAGGCUGAGGUGAACUAUUUGCCACCUCACCCACAAGGAGAAACAGAGGAAAGCUUGGAAAAGGAAAGAUUGGAACUUCUUGAUGAAGUGAAGAAGAGGAACAACUAUCGGAUCAUCAGUGAAAAAAUGGCCAAAACAUUCUCGAAUCGUAGACAGGAAGUUGUUAAUCUGGCACCACCUGUGAAUGACUUCAGAAGUAGAUGGCCUGCGCUUUUUGAUGCAGCACAGAUAAAUGAUGAAUUCCAAAGGAUCACCACUGUUAACUUGGAAACAACAUUCAUGGCAAAACUGGACCAGUAUUCCACAAGAAUAAUGUCCCUGGUCUCUUCAAAAGGCGGUGCUGCAAAAAUUAAGAUUGAACGCAUCAGGAACAUGUUGCAAGAGAGUUCGGUGGAAACAAGAAGAGAGGUCGCAAUCCGUUGCCUGAUGGUGUAUCUGAAAGAGAAAGAAGAGGAUCUCUUCAGAGAACAGCUGGGUUAUGAAGAACAGUUCCCAGAAGAAGUGGUAAAGAUCGUAGUCACCAGAUGUGCAGCAGUGUCUCUUCCAGCCGUCGCUAAAAUUGUGAUUGAAGGAACAGCUGUCUUGGAAGACCUUGAUGUGCCGAGAGCAUGUGCCUUAAUGAUGGGACUUAUAUACGCUCUCAAUCUGAGCUACCCCAAACAAGUAAAGAACACUCUAGAGGUAUUCCAGAAGGUGUUUCUGGAACUUGAUGGGCUUAAAGCCAGCCCACGGGUAAUGUCUCUUAAGUACAAACUUCUGUCAUAAAACAAAUGUAAUUUAGGCUGCAAUAUUCAGAUGUCCUGCUUCUUGUGUUUUUUAUGCAGUCUUAGACAAGUGUAGUUUUGAGAGUUCAUAAUACGUAUAACCUUACCUUUGGAUUGUUGCAUUGUUAAAUACUAAAAUGUUUUGUAAUUUUCUUGAUUCUGUAAUAUUUACCAAGUUGAUAGGUUAAAGUUAAUGUUUAAUAAUAAGCAGAUUUGCAAAAACAAAUUGCCUUACAUUGCAAUGUUUGUUCUCUGAGGUAUUUUAGAAGGGUGUGAUUUAAAAUUAUUGUUAUUUGGAAGACGCCGCUUUAUUUAAUAUACCUUUACAAAUCUUUAUAGUGGUUCUCAAAGUUGGUCAUCAGGCCCCACUGCUCUGCUUGUUUCUAUUAAUAACUAAACAAUGUUGAUUGGCUGGUGUGUUCAGUUAAUCAGAAGUUGUAGACACCAUUGUGGAGUAAGAAAAACAAAGUGAAUUAGUAUGUUUUAGCUUCUGAUUCAACACACCUUGUCCAGGUAAUAAACAUCCUACAUUUUCUUUUGUUACUGAGGUUGUUUGUGGAGGAAUUGUACUGAAAUACAUUAUUGUUUUUGCCCACUCAUUUAUAAUUAAAGGGCUGCUGUAAUGUUUGAUUUAUGUUGUAUGACACAGAAGUGUAUUACUUCGAAAAUGUUAUGCAAUAAA